Silurus meridionalis is the source of this 4598-nucleotide messenger RNA. RefSeq names its product cryptochrome circadian regulator 3a (gene cry3a). The coding region runs from base 199 to 2067 and encodes 622 amino acids. Gene Ontology annotation, biological process: circadian regulation of gene expression; entrainment of circadian clock by photoperiod; negative regulation of DNA-templated transcription. The record is from RefSeq and is a predicted model, not a curated record. Gene Ontology annotation, cellular component: cytoplasm; nucleus. The transcript has 14 exons. Gene Ontology annotation, molecular function: FAD binding; DNA binding. Lineage: Eukaryota; Metazoa; Chordata; Actinopteri; Siluriformes; Siluridae.
UCCUCACAGGGAAAUCAACAGAGGGAGAAUCUCCGCUGCCGAACACAAGACGCAGCAAAACACUGUGUACGACCCAGUUAGUGCGCAGCUGCAAGGGGCACGAACGUCGACGUUUCGAGCUAAGCUUCCCAAAAUAUCGUGGGAAACGAUGUUUUUUUCUUCAGGAUUGACAUAACAUUUAAAGCCAACACUCUCAAUAUGGCCCCAAAUUCCAUCCAUUGGUUUCGGAAGGGCCUGCGUCUGCACGACAACCCUGCACUUCAGGAGGCAUUGCGGGGUGCAGGCACCAUCCGCUGUGUUUACUUCCUGGACCCCUGGUUUGCUGGGUCCUCCAACCUUGGGGUCAACAGGUGGAGAUUUCUCCUUCAGUGCCUAGAUGAUCUUGACUCCAGUCUCCGGAAGCUCAAUUCACGCCUUUUUGUUAUCCGAGGUCAACCAGCCAACGUUUUCCCACGACUAUUUAAGGAGUGGGAAAUAUCCAGGUUGACCUUUGAGUAUGACUCAGAACCUUUUGGGAAGGAGCGAGAUGCUGCCAUUAAGAAGCUUGCAAUGGAGGCAGGGGUGGAAGUCAUUGUCAAGAUCUCACACACGCUGUACAAUCUGGACAAAAUAAUUGAGUUAAAUGGCAGCCAGCCACCCCUCACUUACAAGCGUUUCCAAACUCUGAUCAGCCGUAUGGACCCACCAGAGAUGCCAAUGGAGACUCUGUCUAGCUCUCUUAUGGGCUGCUGUGUCACACCUAUAUCUGAAGACCAUGGGGACAAAUAUGGCGUGCCUUCUCUUGAAGAGCUGGGGUUCGACACAGAAGGACUACCCUCUGCUGUGUGGCCAGGUGGGGAGACAGAAGCACUAACAAGGAUUGAGAGACACCUAGAAAGAAAGGCUUGGGUAGCCAACUUUGAGAGACCAAGGAUGAAUGCCAACUCCCUGUUGGCCAGCCCUACAGGCCUGAGCCCUUACCUUCGCUUCGGCUGCCUCUCCUGUCGCCUCUUUUAUUUCAAACUCACAGAUCUUUACAGAAAGGUAAAGAAGACUAGUACCCCUCCCCUCUCCCUUUAUGGCCAGCUGCUAUGGCGAGAAUUUUUUUACACCGCUGCUACUACCAACCCACGAUUUGACAAGAUGGAGGGCAACCCCAUUUGUGUGCGCAUUCCCUGGGAUAAGAACCCAGAGGCACUGGCCAAAUGGGCUGAGGCUAAAACUGGUUUCCCAUGGAUUGAUGCAAUCAUGACCCAGCUAAGACAGGAGGGCUGGAUCCAUCAUCUGGCUCGUCAUGCUGUGGCUUGCUUCCUUACCAGAGGAGACCUGUGGAUCAGUUGGGAGGAGGGCAUGAAGGUUUUUGAGGAGCUCCUGUUGGAUGCAGACUGGAGUGUGAAUGCAGGAAGCUGGAUGUGGCUCUCCUGCAGCUCUUUCUUUCAGCAGUUCUUCCACUGCUACUGUCCAGUAGGGUUUGGUCGGCGCACUGACCCUAAUGGGGACUUCAUUAGACGCUAUUUACCUAUUCUUCGAGGUUUUCCGGCCAAGUAUAUCUACGAUCCGUGGAAUGCCCCAGAUGCAGUACAGACUGCAGCAAAGUGCAUCAUUGGAGUCCAUUAUCCGAAGCCCAUGGUGAACCAUGCAGAGGCCAGUCGCCUUAACAUUGAGAGGAUGAAACAGAUCUACCAGCAACUUUCCCGAUAUAGAGGACUAGGACUUCUGGCUUCAGUGCCAUCCACACACAAUGGGAAUGGGAAUGGAAUGGCAUACUCUCCAGGAGAACAACAGUCUGGGACCAACACACCAGCACCAGUCAUGCCAGGUACUUCGGCAACUAAUGGAAACCGAAGUGGAAGUAUUCUACUAAACUUUGAGGGUGAGGAACACCAGGGACCAAGCAGAAUGCAGCAGCAACAAAAGCUAGGACGUGCAUUUCACACAGCAGGACGUGUCACAUGUAAGAGGGAACGAGAGUCGGAAAGAGACACUGAAGGAGACGACACACUCCCCACUUCUUACAAGCUACAGCGACAAAUUGCAAUCACGACUGUGCAUGGCGCCAAUGGCAGCCAGCCCGAUAUGAAGAGCUAGAUGGACAUAUCAAAUUGAAGUAAUCCUAUAAGCAACCACUGACUUUAAUAUGAAUAAAUGAAUAUGUGUUAGAAUGCAUACAUACAUAUAUGAUGUCAACAUUUUUGCCAUUUAAUGCAGGUAAAUACUUUUUUCUAAGAAAAUGAACUGCAACUGGCACUAUAGUAUUUUAUAUCAAAAAGAAUAUAACAGGCAGCAAAAUUGUAAAGCAGCCAGUGUAUUUGAGUAUUUAUGUGCAUUAAUAAACGUCCUACUAACUCAUUUGCCAGCUACAAUUGAUUGCAAAGGUUUGCAUACCCUUACUUCUAAAUGAUAAAACCAAUAAACAACAUUUAUUGUAUUGCAAUUAACAGUGAAUCAUUUCUACAUAAUAAUUCAGAAUAUGAUGUAAUGUGUUAUUGAUGAAACAAUCACAAACAAAUGUAUUUUUAAAGAAUAUUUUUCCACUCUAUGAUCAUGUUGUGUCAAUUUUUUCUAUUUUUUAAUUUUCCAACUUGGUGUCACCAAAUGCACUUUUUUACUCUGUUCACCAGCUCUGUCGAGGUCAGUAUUUUAAGUUUUAGGGUUUUUUUUUCUAUUUUGCUGAUUCUCAACUGCACCCAAUUUCAGAGUCUACUGAUACGUUUCAUGUUGAAAAGAAGAUUGAACAAAGUAAAUCUGUCGAGCGGACAUUGAGGCACUACAAUUAAUCAUUUUUUGGGUGGAAACUUUUUAAAUUGCUUAUAUAAUCCCAACAUAAUUGCUGUAAUGCCAUGGUAUAAAAGGCAUUCAGUUGGAUAGCCUGAAAAAUUCUUCUGUACACAACAUCCGGUUUGAAUAUUUUUACUCAUAAAACAAGAGGGAUGCAAACUUUUGCACUCAAAUGUGUAUUGAACAAACAAUAUCUGUCCCUGUUUUUUCCUCUUUUUUUUUUUUUCUUUUUCAUUUCUAAAGGCACAUUAUAGUAUAUUUCAUAUUUGUAAGAGAGUCAGUACUUUUAGUAAUGGUAAUUUUUUCAAUUUUGUCUGUUUUUUUGAAGGCAGUGUUCAGAACUACAAAAAAAGUCAGGAUGCUUGCCUGGUAAAUAGUGUAAUAUUGUUAAAAUUUGAAAAAAACAACAGAAAUAUUUUAUUCUAAGUGCCCAUUUCUUUUUAAUUAGGAUUUAACCAACAUCAGAUUAUUAUUGGUUGCUUCAAAGUACAUAGUAACACAAUUUGUAAAUCUGAUUUCUUCACAAAUUAUUAUAAACAUUUAUGGGUUUUAUUUGUAUUUAUUUAUUUAUUUGUAUUUAUUUAUUUAUUUAUUUAUUUUUCUUUUAAAAUUAGACCACCUAGAUCUGACCUCACAGCCAGCAAAUGCCUAAAGCACAACAAAAUGCUGUUAAAGAAUGGGAGUAACUGGAGGUGUUCACACCAGCUAUUCAUCGUAGUACAGAUGCAUACAUAUAUAAUAUUUUUAUUCCAUAUGUAAAUGUAGUUAUAGUUGUGCAUAUACUCUCCACCCUUUUUUUUGCAUUGAGAAAAUAUAUUAUUGUAAAUCAACUCUACUUGAACAUAUGUGGAGGCAGUUCAAAGGUAUGUUUAUUUUCCUCCUGCUAAUAGUUUAUUUGGUUCUCAAAUAUACCUGAGCCAAAUCUUUUUUCUUAUUUUUUUCAAUUAAUUAACUGGCCAAGUGUUUAAUUUUACACUGUAAGCUGUGAUCCAUUAAAUUACAAAUAUGGACCAUCCAAUUCAGCAGCAGUAUUUUUGUAAUAGAGAUUGUGAGAUUUUUCUUUUUCUAUUUAUUUUGUAAUAUCACCCUACAUUGAAAACACUGCAUUGUAUAUAACAGCUAUUUCCAAAGCUAUUUUUUCUGCUCACACCAAAAUAACUAAGAGUAGACACCACAAAAAUAUGUUUAUAUAAAUAAACUGAGGAAAACAUGAAAGCACUCAAGGUGCAUAAUCGGCCAUUGUGUUUAUCUGAUCUAUAUAUGUAAUUGCUACUGAUAAUAUAUAUAUAUAUAUAUAUAUAUAUAUAUAUAUAUAUAUAUAUAUAUAUAUAUAUAUAUAUAUUCCCCUAGUCAAAUGAUAAUAGCAUCAGUGUUAAAGCUCUUACAUCAAUAUAAAUGUUUACAAAGUCACCAGUCCAGGUGCCCAGUAAUAGUUCUUUGUCUGUAACUUGUAAAUAUAGGCCAUAAACCUUAUUCCUAUAUGUGCUGUGAUUAUGCAGUGGUAUUUGCUGAAUUUGUGUUUGUGUUAUUCUAAAUGCUGUUGCCAUAGUUGCAUCUGUAUUGCGAUUGGUGUAGAAAAAGGACUGUUAUUACCAGGGGUAAGGAUUGUCUUUAUUUUUGAAUGUUAAUGCUUUUAAUCUUCCUGUGUGCUCUUAUAGCUGUCUGAAUUUUCCACAGCAAAAUAUGACAAGUUUAUUUUUCCCUUUCCUUGGAUUUGUUGUGCUCUUUAUAUUUCCUUUAUGUGAAAAGUGUUUGACUUAGCAUUUUUUUUCUAUCAUUCAGUCUUUAAAAGGUCCUUGUGCAACAAGAGGUUGAAGACAGAAGUAAAGUGUUGAACAAUU